UAAUAUGUAUUAUUUUAACAGUCAUUGUUAUCAAGUGAUAUCAUAUAAUAGGCAUAUAAUAUAAUGUUGUGCAAUUACUCCAAGCUGUGUUGAUGCAAAAGAAAACUGAGAAUCAGAUUCUAAACUAAACAAAACAACAAGCGACAAAAUGGCUGCCAUAUUUCCAAACCAAAACCUCAUGCAGCCGCCUGACCAAAGAAAUGAACCCAAUCAGCAAAAUCAAAGAUACAGUCGACAGUACCAGCCUUAUGUCUUCCAACCAAACUUUCUGAAGCAACAAAUGCGACAACGGGAGCUUGAGAAAGCUACUCACCUCGGCCAGCUCGACGCCACCAACCAGGCCUCCAUGAGAGCAUUAAUGCAGGGGAGAAUAAGUGGGGGAAACCAAAUGUCCGCUGCCAAUCUUUUGGAUGAGGCGAACCGGAAAAAAUCUGGCAGAAAAGUUAUAGAUUGGACGUCAUCUUGUACUAUUUAUCUUGAGCGUCGCCGAUGGCAACGGGAAUCAGAAGACGUCCCAUCUUUACUCCCCGACGCUUCGUUCUCGAUAGAAAUGCAAUCAACGAUGGCGUAUAAAGAUAGUUCCUGUUCAAGUGUUGCAACCAAGUUUGUGAGGAGUGCAACAAACAAAAUGAAGUGCCCUGUCUAUAAGGUUGUUUGGACACCAGAUGGCAGAAGAUUGGUCACUGGUUCAGCUAGCGGGGAAUUUACUUUAUGGAACGGAACGGCUUUCAACUUUGAAACAAUUCUACAGGCACACGACAGUCCAGUUCGAGCAAUGUCUUGGUCCAAGAAUGACGCAUGGUUGAUAACAGGGGACAACCAAGGUUAUAUAAAGUACUGGCAAUUAAACAUGAAUAAUGUGAAGAUGUACCAAGCACAUAAAGAUCAAGCUUGUCGCUCUGUGUGCUUUGGGCCAACUGAUGCCAAGUUCGCAACAGCAAGCGAUGAUGGGACGGUAAGAAUCUGGGAUUUCUUACGCUGCCAAGAGGAACAUAUACUAAAAGGGCAUGGCGCUGAUGUUAAACAAGUUGACUGGCAUCCACAAAAGGGUUUGUUGGCUUCAGCAAGUAAAGACCUUCACACCCCUGUUAAACUAUGGGAUCCUAAGUCAGGACAAAGUUUGGCAACAGUCCACGCACAUAAGGGAACAGUAAUGGACAUCAAAUGGAACAGAAAUGGCAACUGGUUUUUGACGGCUUCUCGUGAUCAUUUGGUUAAAUUAUACGACAUCAGAAACUUGAAAGAAGAAGUUCAGUAUUUUCGCGGUCACAAAAAAGAAGCUUUUUCUGUUGCGUGGCACCCAAUACAUGAGGAGAUGUUUGCCAGUGGUGGAUCUGAAGGAAGCAUCAUGUAUUGGCAAGUUGGUGAGGACAAGGAGAUUGGAUCAUUAGAAGGCGCCCAUGAUAGUUUAAUAUGGAGUCUUGCGUGGCACCCACUUGGUCACAUACUCGUGUCAGGUUCAAAUGAUCAUAGCACAAAAUUCUGGACCCGCAAUCGACCGGGAGACCAAAUGCGAGAUCGUUAUAACUUGUUCCCCCACAAUGAAGACCCCGCACCUAUUGAUAGAACAACUAAUAAGAAUGAUGGCGGCAACAUUAGGAUCACAACAUCUGUUAUACCAGGCAUGGGUGAGGUCGAUGCUGUCGUUGCUGACGUCGCAAAACGUGACGAGGAAGCCCAACAGAAAGUCGGGAUACCCGGUCUUGAUUGGUCGUUCGAAGAAAAGAACGAAUUUGAUCGCAAGAACCUAAUUCAUGACCACCGAAAAAAGAUCCCGUACUCGCGUCCCGUACCCCGAUUAUUCGCUGCCGCGUGGGAUUCGAACAAAGAAGUCGCUCGUCACCGAUCUCCCUCCCCUCCAAGGUUCAAGGAUCAGAAUUAUUAUCCUGAGAGGAGGUUCCAUCGUCCCAGGGAUGACAGGGGUCCUCCGGACAUGCCUCCAGAUGAGAGGGGGAUGGAGUUUCAUCCUCGCAUGGAGUUUCAGAACAGGGGCGAGCAAGAGAUGUUGGGAGAUUUUCCUCCGCAAGGAAUUCCUCCCGAGCAAAAUUUCCAGCGAUCUUUAGAAGAAAAUGAGCAAACUGAGCAGAUGUACAGAGACCCUGAGUUAAACUAUGACAUGCAAGCGAUGGGUGAUUUCGGAGACCCUGCGUUACUAAAGCACAUCGAACGUAGACCGAUAGAUGAAAACUUUCAGUCGGAAAACUUUGGCCACCCCCGCCCUCCACAGGGUAACUUCCGUGGUAUGCCACACAACAGAGGGAAUAUGAACAACCAGCAGAACCAUAGACCUCAUGGUGUAAUGGAGUACGACAAUAUUGUCGUCCAUGAUGAUUUUGCCGGAUAUAAUCAACAACAGGAGUUCUUUGUUGGUGAUAUGCAGAAUAAUUCGUUCAAUAAACCGAUACAAGGGUUUGAAGAGGGGAAUGAGUUUAAAGUGGAACAGGAACGAAAUAACUUUGAACAGAUGCCCCAACAUGCAAUGGAACCACAACAGCAUAUAGGACAGGGUUUCGAACGAAGGUUGGACAAUCAAUAUAAUUUCCAUGACGCCCCUCGGGGAAGGGGGCGUGGUAGGGGUAAACGAUUCGGGUUCGGCGACGCCCCUAAUCGCAGAGGGCGGGGCUGGACUCAAAGGGGGCAUCGAACCCCACCUAGAAUGAGAAGGGGAAGAUAGUUUUUUCUAUUUCUACAAAUUAAAAUCAUUGCCGUUAAAAAUUUGUUACUCGAAUUACAAUUCCGUGCUUCAUUGUCUGUAAUUCCAAGUUUCAAUUCCCAACUUUUCAAAUUUCGCAGAAGUAAAACACUUUUAUACAUUCGAAAUGUUCAAAUUUGUGACCGAAACUACACUGCAGUUUUGUAUCUUAGUCACCUGCACUGUUUUAAACUUCCAAGGCCAUUAAAACUCAAGACAAACUGUUUAUAUAAAA
Molecule: messenger RNA, 2927 nt
Organism: Ciona intestinalis (vase tunicate)
Lineage: Eukaryota; Metazoa; Chordata; Ascidiacea; Phlebobranchia; Cionidae
Source: RefSeq, a predicted model, not a curated record